Molecule: messenger RNA, 978 nt
Organism: Trametes versicolor FP-101664 SS1
Lineage: Eukaryota; Fungi; Basidiomycota; Agaricomycetes; Polyporales; Polyporaceae
Exons: 2
Coding region: 1-978 (325 amino acids)
Source: RefSeq, a predicted model, not a curated record
AUGGCACCCAACUCGCACCCGCUGCAAACUAUCUUCCGGACACCGGAUGCAGGGCUCAUCCGAAACAAGGACGGCCUCUGCAGGAACUGUGACAAGAAACCCGCACGCGGCGAGCACUUCCGCAAGUGCGCCGGCUGCCAACUCGCGCUCUACUGCAGCGACGCGUGUCAGCAGGAGGACCGGAGCAGACAUAAGCAUCAGUGCGACUUCCUGCAAGAAAGCGCUGAGGAGAUCCGCGAGCUGCAAGCGGACGCCAACGAAGAGGAGCUCGCAUACCUCGAAGAGAAACUAGCCCUCCGCUCCCGCCUGCGCGACUACGCCGAGGCGCACCGGCUCUCCUUCCGCUUCAUCGCCGCCGCGCAGCUCUUCCUCGCCGGCUCCGCCUCCACCCCGCUCGCCGACGACCCCAAGGUGCUCGUCGUCCCCCUGCGCCCCCGCGCGCCCGACAGCACGUCCGCCCUCGACCCAGCGCGUGCCUUCACAGCUGGCAAGACGAUGCUGCUCCCGCUUGCGCGCGUGCUCGAAGACUCCGCGAAGAGCGGGACACGUCUCAGCGAGGCGUACGCUGCGUCCGCGGGGUACCGCGCGCGGCUUGCUGCAACGGAGGCCGCGGGGAACCCGUGGUUCACCGGGCUGCUCCCUGUGCUCUACCGCGCAGGCCCAGGCGUGACGACGAUGGAGUUCUUCCCGCAGUGCCGCCCGGACGCGCCGUUCCGGGGCGCGGUCACGGCUGCGAGCGAGCGGCAGCAGAUCACGUACUACGGCCGGUUCAUCGAGCUGGGAGUGCUGCUCAGGCCUGACCCGGGUGUGUCGGGCGAUGCUACCUAUGUGCCAGGCUACUUGAAGAAGGCGGGCUCGCGGUGGAAGUGGACACCGUUGUUCGAGGGGUUUCCGAAUGACCCGGUGUGGCAGCGUACACCUCCGGCGGAACGGCAAAAGUUGCUGGAGAUGAAGCUUGAGCAGGCUCGACGCGCGUGA